Messenger RNA from Gymnodraco acuticeps, 1600 nucleotides. RefSeq names its product piggyBac transposable element-derived protein 3-like. The transcript has 2 exons. NCBI's taxonomy places the organism in Eukaryota, Metazoa, Chordata, Actinopteri, Perciformes, Bathydraconidae. The coding region runs from base 788 to 1579 and encodes 263 amino acids. The record is from RefSeq and is a predicted model, not a curated record.
GGACAGCCCAAUAAAGGACGUGGGUUGCGCUGGAGGGCUACUCCAUUGACGCCAGACCUUGCCCAGUUUGUGCACGAGGACGACACUGAGCUAGACAGGAAUGGCUGGACCCCACUGGACUAUUUUGAACAGUACAUAGAUAGAGAUUUGAUGAAAAUGAUUUCAGAUUGCUCUAAUGCUAUGUCACUGUCUAGGAGUGGGGAUCUACUCAACACCUCUGUAGAUGAGGUUUACCACUUUUUUGGUGCCUGUAUUUUGAUGUCCUGCAUCCGAUACCCAACAAUCAGGAUGUACUGGUCCAAAGCCUUGAGAAUCACUGCCAUCACUGACAAAUUCACGCGCAACAGAUUCUUCAGACUGAGGGGAUCAAUAAAAGUGCUAAUUGAUGAUGAUGUGCCAGAAGAUCUGAGGAAGAGGGACAAAUUCUGGAAGGUGAGGCCUUUUCUGGAUCGGAUUCUGCAAGGCUGCAAGUCUCAGAAUCGACCUGAAUGCGCAUCCAUUGAUGAGCAGAUGAUUCCUUUCACAGGAGCCUGUCCAUGCAGACAAUAUCUGCCAAUGAAGCCAAACCCAGUUGGCAUCAAGAACUUCGUUUGUGCUACAGCAGAUGGCAUUGUGCUGGACUUUGAUCUGUAUCAAGGUAAAGGUGCACUGCUUGAGCAGGUCGAAGAAGAAGAGGUGGGCCUGGGGUUGGGAGGCUUAGUCUUGGCUCGUCUGUGUCAAACUCUGCAUCGUGGCACGAAAGUGUAUUGUGACCGGUUCUUCACAAGCAUCCGAUGUGUGGAAACAAAUGAUGAAGAAGGAGAUGUACAUUACUGGUACAAUAAUGAAGAACCGACUCGCUGGCGCGAAGGAGAAGCUAGCCUCUGACAAAACCAUGAAAAACACAGGAAGAGGUACCUCAUCAGAACUUUCCACUGAAGACGGAAAGUUGUGUGUAGUGAAGUGGUACGACAACAAACCAGUGUUGAUGAUGUCUGUUGUUCAUGGCACAGAGCCUGAAGACACCUGCCAGCGCUGGGACAAGAAAUUGAAAGAAUAUGUGACUGUCUCGCGACCAAGCAUUGUCCGUGAGUACAACCUCAAGAUGGGUGGAGUUGAUUUGAUCGAUAGAAUGAUUAGCUACUAUCGCAUGAGCGCCCGUACUAAGAAGUGGACGAUGCGGAUGCUAAUGCACUUCACGGAUCUGGCUUUAGCCAACAGCUGGCUGCUCUACCGCAAAGACCUCGCAAUAUGUGCUGCACCAAAGAAGAGCAUCAUGCAGUUCCUUGAGUUCCGUACGGAAAUGGCUAUGACCCUCUUGGCCCAGCAUCACGGUCAAGGAAGCGAUGCAGACCUCUCUGAACAGUCAGAGGAAGAAGACAACUCAAAUCAAGGGAAGAAACGUUUUGUGACGGCAGUGCCCCAUGUCUCGGUCCGCAGGAGGGCGAAUGCCCAUCUCCCAGAGAUGAUCAGCCUGAAGAACGCGGCGCGCUGCAGGGUAGCAGGCUGCACUGGAAGAACCCGAGUGCGUUGUGUGACCUGCAAAGUGUUCUUGUGCUUGCAAGGCGAUCGCAACUGUUACACAGCCUUUCACACAUAGGUGUGUACAUGUUCCUAAAGA